AUGGCUUCAAAGGGCCCGAGGUCGAGAUUGGAUCCUGAGUCGAGAAGUAAACGUCAAAAGGUUGUUUUCCAGAUUUUGGUGUUGUAUUUCGUUUAAUUUGCUUCAGGUCGUUUUGUAGCUUUAUUGAUCGGUGCACACUUGGUAUAUGUGGCUCAAGGAAGAAACUGGUAGUUUUUAGCUCGAGUAGGGGAACAAAAAUGAAGUGUUUGUAAAACCUUUGGCCGAGUUUGGAAAUUGCGCGGUCUAUGAGGGUUUCUGCGUCAUGUUUCCUUUCACCUUGACUUCUCUCUGGAUCUAAGUUUGUACUCUAUAAUCAGUUUUUCCUCAUGUCUACCGGUUUCAUGGGGAAACUUUUGGGAAUUUCGCUGUUGAAGAUCACUUUACUGUCACAGGGUUUAUUCCAAAAGGCAUCGCAUCACCCUUGUUUUGGAUGCAGCUGACUGAGUUUAAUUUUCUCGUAUUGCUCCCUGCGAGAGAAAUGCUGUUUGAUCUGCUUAUCGGUUCUGAAAGAAAACAUUAUAAAUUUCUUUGAAAAUCCUUUUUUGUUUCAAUUAUUCUUUCUCCUUGAGAAAAUAAGGCUGAGUUUCUAUCUAUAAACCUUAAUGUGUGAAACUUCGCAAGCUUUCUAACUCUGUGUUCAUAAACUACGUUUUCUUGGUGAAAAUUUUCCGUUUUGAAAUGUUUCUACCUUCUGCUUUGUGAAAAUUUUGUUUCUAAACUACUUAGAAGGUUGGUGCUUAGUUCUGUCACAUUGGCAACUCACAUACUCUCAAGGAUUUAUUGUUAUUUCACCCUACAUUCAAGGAGAUAACCUAUAGAUAGAGGAUGAAAGCUCUUUGGUUUGGCCUUGUCAUACAUUCUAUAUUGUGAAUCUCCUACCUUCCAUUCACAUAUUUUGUUUUUGAUGUCAUAGAUUACUUUAAAUUGCUCAUUUGCUCUGAAAUCCUGGUGAUACUUGGGACUAAAUUUAAUUCAUUUAGUUUCACAAAUAUUCAUGCUUAUUUUCAUCUGAGUUGGCAGGCCCUUGAAGCACCUAAGGAACCUCCUCGACAGAAAACUCAUUGGGAUUAUGUUCUAGAGGAGAUGGUUUGGCUAUCGAAGGUAAUUCAUUUUUUAGGAUUAUUUUUCAUGAUCGAGCUGUUUUAGCUGCAAAAUUUAUUUUUAAAGAACUAAAUAUGCUUAUCUAAUCGUACCUUAAAUCUCGUUCUUUCAGGAUUUUGAAUCAGAGAGAAAAUGGAAACUGUCUCAGGCAAAAAAGGUUGCUGUACGUGCGAGCAAGAAUAUGCUAGAUCAAGCCACAAAGGGGGAAAAGAAAGUGAAGGUUUGGCCUAUUGCCUUACCAUCAACUUCCUUGACGUUUGUUUUGAUUGAAAUAAAUGAUAAGAGUGAAAUAGAAGAGAAUUCAGAGCAUAUAGUUAUACCGUUUGAAAAGCAGGCCUGUCAAAGGGGAUGAUGUGUAUGAGAUUGAGUCCACAAAUGCAACACAAGCAUUGAAAGAAAUUUUUUAAAAGUAGUUUUCGGUUCCCAUUUUGGCCAAAAGUGACGGAUGAUGUUUUAACUUGUGGUAUUCUGUACUUUCCAAGCUUUCUUAUGGAUUGAUUCACUUUUGGGCAAUUGAUCAAAUAUUUAUUAUUUUCUUGGAAAUGAAAUUUGAUCAAAAUUGGCACGAAAAUUGUACCAAACCACGAACAUAUUCAGUAUUCAUUUCAUCAUCUGAAGUAUUUCUGGUUACUCUACAAUUCAGGAAGAGGAGCAGCGUCUGAGGAAGGUUGCUAUCAAUAUCUCCAAGGAUGUGAAGAAAUUUUGGAUAAAGAUAGAGAAGUUGGUAAGCAUGCAUUCUUGAGACUCUGUAGUUACGAUCAAGGAUACCAACUUUAAACUUUAGCAAUUUGUGAUGUUACGAUUCCGUUCGAUAUGCUUUAUUUCUUUGUAUUGCUUCUCAGACAUUUUUCCGUUUCUUGUACGAAACUCGUACUGUAGCUCUCUAAAAAUAAUAUGAUUUCAGGUUCUUUACAAGCAUCAACUUGAGCUUGAAGAAAAAAAGAAAAAGGUUCUUGAUAAGCAGCUUGAUUUCCUUUUAGGCCAAACUGAAAGGUAAGUUGUUUUUGUGCUUUGACACAGAUUGAGUCAUGAUUUAUUUCCCUUAGUUUCUUUCUGUAAUUGCCAAUGACCUCUUAUUGAGUGAAAGGUCUUAUAUACCUUCAAUCAUAUCUUUUCCAGAUACUCCACAAUGCUGGCAGAAAAUCUUAUGGAUAAGCCACAUUAUUCUAAAUCCGAGUUGGAAUAUCCUGUAAAGGCUCUAACUUAUUAUCCAAAUAAAGAAGACAAUGAGGGCUGUGCAGCUGGUACAGGUUCUGAUGGUUAGCUGUACAACUCAAACUUUUAUGAAGAUUUACAUGUGGAUACACUAAUUUUAUGGUGUAACUUUCAGACAUGAUCAAUGGUCGAAAUAGUUUUAAAGAAACUUUUUUCUUCUUGCAGAAAUAUGGUCGGAUGCUGUUGAAAACGAUGACGAUUAUGGUAUCCAAUCCGAAGAUGACAUGGUCAAGCUUUGUUCUUUUUUCUACUCUUUUGUAUUAUUUUCCUUCUUUGCACUGAUGUUUGGUUCUUAUAGCAAGCUUGUGUUUGCUGAGACAUGAUGGGUUGUACGUUCACUAUCCAUCCAAUCUGUACUUAUCCCCCCAGCCACCGCUAUCGCACACAAACACAUGCAUACAAAGGCCAAAAAGAGAAAUAAAAAUAAGCCAGGCACACAUGACAAAAAAGGAGAGGGUUAAAUACUAUAACUGGAGUGGGUUUCAAAUUCUAGAUAGAUAUUUUGGUCAUAAGUUACCACUGGUCAUGCUUUUAGAAAGUUUGGAAACUGCUUGGUGAACCUAUUCUUGUCUUUCGUCAAGUUUUUCUGUUAACAAAAUCUUUGCAAGCAGCCUCCGAAAUGUGGAAAUUUAUUGAGAUGGGGUCAGAAAGUUAACCUUUCUUGACAUAAAACUUGUGACACAGUGUUUGUUGUUUUUUUUUUUCAUGAGAAAGAAAGCUUAAAAUUUUCUCUUGACACCCUCUUUUUAAUUAGAAAAAUAUAUUUCAGAAACAUUGACAACUUUUCCAGUUUGUCAUUCAGGAUCGUUUGCCAAAUAUUCGCUCUUAACUUUUGAUUGUUGUAGGAAGAUGAUGAGCAUACUCUUGAAGAAGAUGAGGCUCUUAUAACUGAGGAGGAGAGGAAGGACGAAUUAGCAGCUUUGCAAAAUGAAGUUGAUAUUCCAAUUGAGGAAAUACUAAAGCGUUAUCAGUAUAAUGGUAAAUUCUGCUUUUUCUAACAUAUUUUGGAUAAUCAGUAUUGAUUGAAUUCCUGUUUUUAUCUUCUGAAUUUUAAUCAUUGAAAUUAUUCUCAGUUAGUAUGGAAGACGGUCCAGAAAAUGCAGAAGAUUUGUCUGAUCAAUCUCCAAUGUUGGAAGACCAAAGUAAGGGCAGGCAUCACGAACAUGACUGAUCAAAUUUUUCUGUUAACUCUUGUUCCUUUUCUAACACUUCAAUGAACUUUCAGUCUCUGGAAAAGGAGCUAAUGAUUCUCCGAUUGUUGAAGAUGCGACACGUGACGAUAAUCUUUUUGCAAGUGGCAUAGAUGACACUUCUUUGCAUGUACGGCCUGGAAAUAUUAAUAAUUUCUUGUUUCCCGACAUUUUUUUGUAAGUUAUGCAUCAAUUAUUUGAUGCUGUAUGGUCGUCAAAAUUUUACCUCGUGUGAUUUCUCUGUUCCUUGCUGUUUGCAGGAGGGGAGUGAUGGUGAGAGACUGGUUUCAACCAAGACCUUACGAUCUAAAUUUCAGUCAAGAAAUUCCACCAUGCUAAAUCAGGAACAUCUGCCCCUUGAUUCUAUUGACGAAAUGGUAUGUUUAUGAUAAAUUCUAAGCAGUGAAUUUGAAUCGAGAGCUUCUUUAGACAACAACAUGAUAGAUGUAUCACGUUAUCUGAAUUUUUAUCAAUAUACUCUCCCUGUACAUACCAUUUGAAUAAAUGUAUUGCUUGCAAGUCUCUAUGAACCCUGCGCAUCAAAAUAUGAUAAACGAGAUAACAUUUCUCACUACUGGAGAAACCAAUUAUGAACAUGAUUAUUAGUUUGACAAUCUUUGAUAUGUUAUUGUAACCAGUGAAUUUCGGACAACUACUUAACCAGUUGAUAAUAAAUUAUCUGCAUUUCAGUUGCAGCAGGCUAAUGAAGAGUGGAUGACGAUUGUUGUGUGAGAUGUAAGAGUAGUAAAUAUACUAAACUAUGAUGAAUAUGCGAGUUAGGAAUCACCCAAAGUCCACGUGUUGGUGUUGUAGUUGGUUUUCUAGUUUUGUAGGCCUCAUUUCUAUUGCGAAUAAUGAUACUCCUGGUUCCAUGAUCAAUAUGAUUUCACAGCAAUACCAUCUGUGAGAAUGGUUGCCGGGGAAAAGGGCUGCAAAUUCAGGAGGGCACUUGCUUGAAAUGAGUUGUCAUGUUUUUAAAAGAUGCCCUGCGUAUUUGUUGCAUCUCAAUUGCAUUGGGAAGCACUAAUUUUGGUCCUGAUGUUCUUUGGCUCCUCCCCCAUCCCCUGCACCCCUUGAAAAUAAAAAAAAUUCACAUGAGAUGAUAAAGAAAUGGGGAUGUGAUCUCCUUACAUUUCUGUUUAUGAAUGCAGUAUCAGUGUAUGCAUGACAAGGGAGUUGAUUUUGCCAGUAUUCUUUUGAAACAUAUGAUCAUGCCUCCAAAACAGUUCCUUAGUGAAGAUAAUAAUAAUAGCUGAUGAAGCGCACAACUAACAACCUGUUUCCGUCUGUCAGGAUGAUGGGGACUUUGUUGGCGCUACUGAAGAAGAAAAGGUGCACCUGGUUCUUCAUGGCUUUGAGACUCAUUUGUUAGAUGCUUCAUUGCCACGCUAUAUUGAUUUGAGUUUGGUCUCAUUUAGUGGUUUCUUGCUGAACAAAGUCACAUUCUUGGUUUGGUAUUUCUUUUUUCUUUAUAAAAAUGUUGUCCAAACAUUAGCCAUAUAUGUGUAAGUUUUUACUCUGUCCGAGGCAGUGCUUGAUUUGUGUAUAUAUCCCUCUGCUUUGUUGUAAUGCAAGUUCAUUGAAAUUUGUUUAGUCUCUUCGGUUGAACCUUGAAUAUACUUGUCACGUAAAUAAUCUGUCAUUGCCCUACAUCAUGUGAUGGGCUGGCUACCUGAAUCGUUGGAGUGGUUUCUAUUUUCCCACUCUCAUUUUCAUGUGCAUACCAUUCUUGGCCGAUGCCAAGAUUAUCAGCAGAAGCUGCCAAUAUAUACACACCUUAUCUAUUAUCAAUCACAUAUGUUUUAGCGGUGAGAUUUCCUUGCAUGCAUACAAUCCCAGAGGUGAUUGGCUCGGAGUUAGUAACUUCAAUGGACUUUGGGUCCUUAAGUUUACUUAUUGGUUGAUGAUGGUUAGUGAUACCAGUGGAAAUCGGCUGAUUUGCUUUCUAUAGAGCUAACCUGUUAAAUUUAAUCUUUAUUACAUGUUUGAGUGUGUCGGACAUCAUAUGUAUGAACUUAUCUAAUCACAUUUAUGCAGGAUGAUGAGACGACAUUGUCUGAAGAGGAAGAGUUGGCCAAGAAGGAAGUUGAUGACCCUUUGCACGAGGUGAAUAUCUCAUUUUGUAGAGUGUGAAUGUUGUAGUUGGUCUGCCCUUCGCUAUGAGUUUUUAGUCCCGAUUUUUAUGUGGGGGUAGGCACUAAGCACUGCCAAAGUUUUUCGUUUUUGGAGGCCUCGAAUGUUGUAUCUACAGAGGAUGGUUUAUUGGACUAAUAUAACGAACCUGUGUUUGACAGCUUUGUAUUCCUUUUGUUUGCUUUAAGCCAAAAACAUAUUUACGAUUUGGCUUGUGUUUUGCAGAUUGAACUGUUGCAAAGGGAGAGUGAAAUGCCAAUAGAAGAGUUGCUUGCAACAUAUAAAAAGGUAGGUCUAAUCAUAUGCUCUCUUCCUCAGAUGCUUAAUGCCAAACCUCUAAUGAUAAUGCCAUUUUUCUUUGGAUUUUUAUUCUGUCAAUGGUCCGCAGAUUGACUCUGAGCCCACUUCAUCAAGCUCUGAUGAUACUCAAGAUUCUGCAGCAGAUCAGGAUCCUCCUUGGAAUAGUCAAGUUGUUUCUAAUGAUAACUAUUCGGUGGAGAAGGUCAGAAAAACUGACAUCGAAGUCUCUCAGAUCGAGGUGGAAGACAUGGGUGUGAAACCCAAUCAAGACUUAGAGAAUGGGAAAGAGAGUGAAGACAUCAUUGCUGAUGCAGCUGCUGCUGCGAGGUCAGCACAACCCACCGGUAACACUUUCUCGACUACAAAAGUGCGUACAAAGCUCCCCUUCCUUCUUAAGCAUCCACUUAGGGAGUACCAGCAUAUCGGCUUGGAUUGGCUGGUCACAAUGUAUGAGAAGAGACUGAAUGGAAUUUUGGCGGAUGAAAUGGGCUUAGGAAAGACAAUUAUGACAAUAUCCCUUCUAGCUCAUUUGGCUUGUGAGAAAGGGAUAUGGGGGCCUCACCUCAUUGUCGUCCCAACUAGUGUCAUGUUGAACUGGGAGACUGAGUUUCUCAAAUGGUGCCCUGCCUUUAAAAUUUUGACUUACUUUGGGAGUGCAAAAGAAAGGAAGAAUAAGAGGCAAGGGUGGUUAAAGCCCAAUUCUUUUCACAUAUGCAUUACAACAUAUAGACUUGUCAUUCAAGAUUCAAAAGUUUUCAAGCGAAAGAAGUGGAAGUAUCUCAUUCUUGAUGAAGCCCAUUUAAUAAAAAAUUGGAAGUCACAGAGAUGGCAAACAUUAUUGAAUUUCAACUCAAGACGACGAAUUUUGUUGACAGGGACACCUCUGCAGAAUGAUCUCAUGGAACUUUGGUCUUUGAUGCAUUUUCUAAUGCCUCACAUUUUUCAGUCUCACCAGGAAUUUAAAGAUUGGUUCAGUAAUCCAAUCACUGGUAUGGUGGAAGGCCAAGAGAAGGUAAACAAAGAAGUUGUUGAUCGGUUGCACAAUGUGCUUCGACCCUUCAUAUUGAGGCGCUUGAAAAGGGAUGUGGAGAAACAACUUCCCCGGAAGCAUGAGCAUGUCAUAUAUUGUCGUCUCUCCAGAAGGCAGAGAAAUUUAUAUGAGGAUUUUAUUGCUAGUUCAGAAACACAGGCAACAUUAGCGAGUGCAAAUUUUUUUGGAAUGAUAAGUGUUAUUAUGCAACUCCGAAAAGUUUGCAAUCACCCAGAUCUCUUUGAAGGUCGCCCUAUCAUAAGCUCUUUCGACAUGUCCGGUGUUGAGUUGCCGUUGAGUUCUGCUGUCUGUACAAUGCUUUCCGUUGGACCAUUCUCCAAUGUUGACAUAAAGGGCUUGAAUUUAUUGUUCUCUCAAAAUGAUUACGACAUGACAUCCUGGGAAUUUGGUGAAGUCACUGCCAUCUCCGGUUCCAAUGGUGUUGAAUCUGAGGAUGAAAGGAUCUCUAACAUUGAGAUUCUUAAUGAAAGGAGAAACCAUGGGGCAAAUAUUUUUGAGGCAAUUCACAAGGCUCUUUUGGAGGAAAGAGCAAAAGAGGCAAAAGAAAGGGCAGCGUCCAUUGCAUGGUGGAACUCUUUGAGAUGUCAGAAGAAGCCUAUGUAUGGAACGAAUUUAAGAGAUCUUAUCACCAUAAAGCAUCCCGUGCUCAAUAUCCAUGAGCAGAGGAGGAGCCCUUCUUGUUAUCUGAGCUUCUCAUCGAAAUUAUCUGAUAUUGUGCUUCUACCAGUGGAACGCUUACAAAAUAUGCUUGAGAUAGUUGAAUCUUUUAUGUUUGCUAUCCCUGCGGCACGAGCACCUUCACCACUUUGCUGGUGUAGUAAAGGAAAUUCCCCUGUUUUCCUUUCAGCGGUUCAGAGAGAUAAAUGGUCAGAUGCUUUUAGCCCUCUUCUGACACCCGUCAGACCAGCUAUUGUGCGUAGACAGGUGUAUUUUCCUGACAGACGUCUGAUACAGUUUGACUGUGGCAAGUUACAAAAGCUUGCUGUCUUGCUUAGGCGUUUGAAAUCAGAAGGGCAUAGAGCUUUAAUUUUUACUCAGAUGACAAAAAUGCUUGAUAUAUUGGAGGCAUUCAUUAAUCUCUAUGGUUACACAUAUUUGCGAUUAGAUGGGUCGACCCAACCAGAAGAGAGGCAAACGUUGAUGCAGCGGUUUAAUACAAAUCCAAAACUCUUUCUUUUCAUUUUAUCAACACGCAGUGGAGGUGUUGGUAUUAACUUGGUCGGUGCAGACACUGUUAUUUUUUAUGACAGUGACUGGAAUCCUGCUAUGGAUCAGCAAGCUCAAGACAGGUGCCACAGAAUAGGUCAGACUCGGGAGGUGCAUAUUUAUCGAUUAAUCAGUGAAAGAACAAUCGAAGAAAAUAUCCUAAAGAAAGCAAAUCAGAAACGUGCACUUGAUGAUUUGGUAAUACAGAGUGGUAGCUACAAUACAGAAUUCUUCAAAAAACUUGAUCCAUUGGAACUGUUUUCGGGCCAUCAAUCAGUUGAUGUUGAAAAUCUGGAGGAUCCAAUGGCUGCUGAAGGUUCGGGAGAAAGAUUGGGAGACUUAUCAAAUGCGGAUGUAGAAGCUGCUCUAAAGCAGGCUGAAGAUGAAGUAGAUUAUAUGGCGCUAAAAAAGGUUGAACUGGAGGAGGCUGUUGAAAAUCAAGAGUUCACUGAAGAGGCCAUUAGUAAACUAGAAGAUGAUGAACUUGUCAACGAAGAUGAUGUAAAAGCUGAUGAACUGCCUAUAAGCGUUAAUAUGGAUGAUGUGAAACCUGAUAAGAAAACCAGCGAACAGAACUUAUGGCUUUCUACAGUGACAAAUCUUGGUGAUGGUUCUGCUGGUGUGAAUCUCUCAGAAGAAAAUGUUCUGUUCUUGGGCCGGAGAGAAGAAGAUAUUGACAUGCUAGCUGAUGUCAAACAGUUGGCAGCGGCAGCAGCAGCAGCUGGACAAGCAAGUUCUUCGUUUGAGAAUCAACUUCGACCAAUUGACAGAUAUGCUAUGAGAUUCUUAGAUCUAUGGGAUCCUAUAAUAGAUAAAUCUGCAAUCGAGGCUCAAGAUAGUAUUGAGGGGGAAGAGUGGGAGCUUAACCGCAUUGAAAGGUUCAAGGAUGACCUCGAAGCAGAAAUAGAUGAAGAUGAGGAGCCUCUGUUAUAUGAAAGUAAGUACAUAUUUUCAGUAUUCUGUAUGCUUGGUGAUCUUUUUUCUCAUUAAGUUUUUUUUUUCUUGCCUUCAAAAUCUAGAGACAUGUCAAUUUUAGAUGCUUGAUAGUACUGUGAUCGCGGGGACCACGAACAAUAGAAAAGUUGAAGUCAUUAUAAUGACAAUUGAGAUACUGGGUAUGAACCUGGUCUCCAUUGUUAUGUCAAGAUCAGUCAUCAGACGGAAUAAUGGUGCCCUGGUGUAAUUCUUACAUUGCCUUCCCUAAACUUGGCUGAAAAAAAGUUGAUAGAAGAUAAAUAGUUGCCCAUUGUGAAAAUUUGUGCUUAAGCAACAUCUAUUUCCCUUUCUUUACUGAGAAUAUUUACACAUUAGAUACCUAAUGUAGUAGAUUAGCUGAAGCCUGCAACAGGACUUGUGAUUGAUACUUCCGUGUGUUCAGUUUCCAUAAUCGAUAGCUCUGUGCUGCUUCCCAUACAUGUCCUUUGCCGGUUUUAGUCAAGAAAUCUCAGGAGUAACGUAACUGCAGGAUGGGAUGCCGAUAUUGCUACUGAAGCAUACAGGCAGCAUGUUGAAGCUUUAGCUCAACAGCAGGUAUGCAUGAACUCAGGACAAGUUGAGCAAUUGUUAUGAGAAUCAACCUGUUUUCUUACCUUUAAUUAUUACCCAGAUGAUUGAAGAACUAGAGUGUGAGUCUGAGGAGGCAAAUGCCGUGGACGAUGGUAUUUCUGAACCUACCAGGUAAGGGAUUGAUAUUUACCAUUCAGUCUAGCAGUUUUCGUCCUUUUGACCUCACUAAUAUUUUCUUACUCUCUGAUGUGUCUUAGUUCGUUAUGGCCUAGGUGGACUAUUUCAACUUGAUUUUACAACGAAUAUUACUAUUUCGUUUUAUUCAGGAUGGUGAACUUGUUUUGCAUAAUAUUAUAUCCUUAUAAUUACAAGAUGCGUCCAUUGUGCCAUUUUUCUGAUGAUUUUGUCUCCCUUCGUGAUAUUAUUUCCCUCAUGGGAUUUUUCUUGGAAAAUGUUUCCACCCACCAAUAAGCGUCUCUUGAUUUCAUGUCUCCUGUGGGAAGAAAAGAGUGAAGUGAUAUUCAUGUUCAUCCUGCAUAAUAUCUAGGAAUCUGUGAUCAUUCUUGAGAAUAUGUGGGCAUUCUGACCGGUGAAGGUUUCUUCUAUUCGACGUGUUUUUCUCUGCACAGCGAACGUAAACCAAAGAUGAAGAAGAAAUCGAAGAAAACGAAGUUUAAGUCACUAAAGAAGGGAUCCCUGACGACCGAGUCGGAAGCAAUGGAAGAGGGGCAAGCGUCGGAUUUGGCUGUGGAGAAUGGAACUCCAGCCUCGCCUCAAUCACUCAACAAGAGAAAGCGUAAGGAGCCUUCAACUGCACUAGAAGAUGAAAAGCAUGCUAGAAAAGGUCUCAAGAAGCCCAGGAGAGCUUCUGAGAACGGCUCUGGUGCUGUCUACGAUAAGCAAGUUGCAGAGGCCCUGGAGGCGAGAUCUGGAGAUGAGGUGGUUGAAGAUCUCAGACCUUCGGUGAGGACUAAGAUCGGAGGCAAGGUAUCAAUUACAGUCAUGCCGGUCAAGAGAGUCAUGGUGGUCAAGCCUGAGAAACUAAAAAAGAGGGGAAAUAUAUGGUCAAAAGAUUGCAUACCAUCCCCAGAUGCUUGGUCAUCUCAGGAGGACGCUGUUCUCUGCGCUGUAGUGCACGAGUACAGUACGAAUUGGAGCUUGGUGAGUGACGCACUCUACAGUAUGCCAGCAGGUGGGCUUUACAGAGGCAUAUUUCGCCACCCUGUCCAUUGCUGUGAGAGAUUCAGAGAGCUUUUCUUCAAAUACGUCUCCUGCGGCGCAGACGGCUCCAACUCUGAAAGGAUUGCGUCUUCCAGUUUUGGAAAGGCUCUCCUGAAAGUAACUGAGGUAAGUUUCCAUUUCUGGGUCGCUUCUGAUGUUUUAUUUUUUAUUUUUUAUGAAGGUAGCUUCUUCUUCAUGGCUUAGUCUAGAGUCCUCUGCUUGCCCCUCGUUGUUUUUUGUAGUAUGUUAUCCUUAUGGCCAGAUACAUUUUAGUGAAUAGAAACAAAGAGAAAAUUAAUAUUUUUCAUUAUUACUGUGUGCCCAUCUAUUUUCAGAUUAUUAGGAAUUUAUUUUGCCUUGAAAGCCCUAUUUUCCUCGACCCGGUUGACUUUCAUGCGCGUUCAUAUGAGCUCUAUGGUGUUUGACAGGACCAAGUUGCCAUGCUGCUAAAUGUGGCAAGCGAGCAACCCGACAUGGAGUUCCUUCUGCAGAAACACUUCACCGCCAUACUUUCUCUGGUGUGGAGGGCGAGGUUUCGUGGCUACCGCUACCAGAGAGCGCCGUCUCUUCGAAAUGGGUUCUACUCCAACUCCUUGUUCUCCCUCGCAGCUGGAAACAGACCCAGAAGAUUUACAGAGAAGAUGAAUUCCUCAGCCUUGAGUCAGAGCAGCAGAUUGGUGGCAACGGUCCUGAACAACGCCGGUCAACGGUCAACUGUGGAAGAGGCCCCUCCGUGUCCCCCUCAGCAGGAAUCCCCGUCAAUGGUGGAGCAGCCUGACUUGAUUUUUGAGUUCUCAGAUGACCCUACCGAUUCCGCCGCCUGCUUUCCCUCUGUUAUCGUCCUGACCACCUGCCUCCACCCGUCGCCGCCGGAGCAGCUGGACCACCCGCCUCCUCAGGAUCAGAAUCCACACACCAGAUCAUCCGGCAGCGUAUCGGAGGACAGAUUCAGGUAUUCCUUGUUUGAUGGGUCGAUUUCUUCUUCCCUGAUUAUCUUCUCUCUCUCUCUCUCUCUCUCUCUCUCUCUCUCUCUCUUCCUUUUUUCGGGUGAUCUGCAGGAACUUUUAUAGAAAAGAAAGCUUCUGAAAGCCCCCAUUUCGCCGCUCAACCGGCGGCUUUCCGGUCUUGCAGGCUGGCAUCAAGAUCUUGCCUCGAAGGUGAAGACCCUGGCUGGGCCACGUCAGCUUUCCCCGUGGGCCCCACCAGGCCACGUCCCAGCAAGCACCGACCCACCAAUGACUCUCUAAAGCCCCCCAAGUCCAAGAUCCCCAGGGCCGCUGCCGCUGAUCCUGGCGGAGAGCCGCCGGCAGUUGGCGGCAGCACCUACGAGCUUCAUCUACACGACUUCUUCACCAUUGAAGGUGGAUCGGACGGCCUCGAUCUUCAGCCAGAGACGGAACUGGAACUGCUCGGUGCUGCGACGCCCGACGAUGAGCUGCUUACCCAUGACUACGAUCCGAGCUUCAUUGCUGGCCUCGAGGACCUUGAGCUGCCUCUGGAGGUGACAGAGAUUGGGUGA
This is a messenger RNA of Spirodela intermedia, 12442 nucleotides long. The record is from the annotation of a GenBank genome assembly. NCBI's taxonomy places the organism in Eukaryota, Viridiplantae, Streptophyta, Magnoliopsida, Alismatales, Araceae.